AUGGCGGGGAAGAUGACGCUGUAUAAGCUGGUGGUGCUGGGCGACGGCGGCGUGGGCAAAACCGCCCUGACCAUACAGUUGUGCCUGAACCACUUCGUUGAGACAUACGACCCCACCAUCGAGGACUCGUACCGCAAGCAGGUGCAGAUCGACGGCCAGUCGUGUAUGCUCGAAGUCCUCGACACGGCUGGCCAGGAGGAGUACAUUGCCCUGCGCGACCAGUGGAUACGUGACGGCGAGGGCUUCGUCCUCGUCUACAGCAUCUCAUCGCGCUCCUCCUUUACCCGCAUCCAGCGCUUCCACAGCCAAAUCCAACGUGUCAAGGAGACGACCAUGGCUGGUUCUCCUACUUAUCCCGGCUCGCCCCUCAGCGCAUCGUCACCCGCCUUCGGACAGGCGCCCGUCAUGCUCGUUGGAAACAAAUGCGACCGCGUCACCGAGCGCGAGGUGUCUACACAGGAGGGACAGGCCCUGGCCAAAGUCCUCGGCUGCGAUUUUGUCGAAGCAUCCGCCAAGAACUGCGUCAAUGUGGAAAAGGCCUUCUUCGACGUCGUCCGCCAGCUCCGGCGACAACGACACCAGGGCGGAGGCCGCACCCCGACCGAUAGGAAAGAGUCUCGAGUACGCCCCAGUGGCCACGAAAAAGACCGCUCGCGAGGAAUCGUCGACGGUCGGCGUGGCAGGGGCGGUCAUGGCAACAACAAAAGGAUCAAGGAAAAGCCAAAGUGCGUCAUUUUGUGA
Molecule: messenger RNA, 741 nt
Organism: Cucurbitaria berberidis CBS 394.84
Lineage: Eukaryota; Fungi; Ascomycota; Dothideomycetes; Pleosporales; Cucurbitariaceae
Product: ras-domain-containing protein
Exons: 2
Coding region: 1-741 (246 amino acids)
Biological process (GO): signal transduction
Cellular component (GO): plasma membrane
Molecular function (GO): GDP binding; GTPase activity; GTP binding
Source: RefSeq, a predicted model, not a curated record